This is a messenger RNA of Sphaeramia orbicularis (orbiculate cardinalfish), 5344 nucleotides long. It is a transcript of the gene c2cd5, whose product is annotated as C2 calcium dependent domain containing 5. Gene Ontology annotation, cellular component: plasma membrane. The record is from RefSeq and is a predicted model, not a curated record. Gene Ontology annotation, biological process: positive regulation of vesicle fusion; positive regulation of D-glucose transmembrane transport; intracellular protein transmembrane transport. Gene Ontology annotation, molecular function: calcium-dependent phospholipid binding; calcium ion binding. The transcript has 32 exons. Lineage: Eukaryota; Metazoa; Chordata; Actinopteri; Kurtiformes; Apogonidae. Bases 340 to 3762 code for a protein of 1140 amino acids.
UAUGAAAACUCAUUCAUCACGAGCUGUGUCUUGAACGUGCUAGCCGUUGACUUUAGGCGCUAACGUGUCCUGUGUGUCAUGAUUUGAUUAUUCGGUCGUAGCGGUGCCCAUACGGGUACCUUACUCUCCAUUUACUCGUAAUAUUAGCUGGUGAAUAUAUCAAAUUUAAACGACACACUCUUGCUUGCUGAACUGGGAACUAAGGUCUCGUGUUAUGGGAGAGACACGGAGGUCAGACGAGCGGUGGGCUGUGAACUGUAAUGUCCGAGUCCAACAAGCCUGCGAUCGCUUUAACAGCUCUCUGUUGAUAUUGUAGCACUGAUCAUUUAAGACUGAAUCAUGCCUGGAAAGCUUAAGGCCAAAAUAGUGGCCGGGCGCCACUUACCCGUGAUGGACAGAGCCAGUGACCUCACUGAUGCUUUUGUAGAGGUCAAGUUUGGCAACACAACUUUUAAAACGGAUGUGUAUCACAAAUCCCUCAAUCCACAGUGGAACUCUGAAUGGUUCAAAUUUGAGGUUGACGAUGAGGACUUGCAGGAUGAGCCAUUACAGAUUACAGUGCUGGACCAUGACACUUACAGUGCUAAUGAUGCCAUAGGAAAAGUUUACAUUGAUAUUGACCCGUUGUUGUGCAGUGAGGCUGCCUCUGUCAUCUCUGGCUGGUUUCCCAUCUAUGAUACUAUUCACGGUAUCAGAGGAGAGAUCAAUGUCCUUGUCAAAGUGGAGCUCUUCAAUGAUUUGAACCGCUUCAGGCAGUCAUCCUGCGGGGUCAAGUUCUUCUGCACCACAUCCAUUCCGCGGUGCUACCGAGCAGCAAUGGUGCAUGGCUUUGUGGAGGAACUUGUGGUGAAUGAAGAUCCAGAGUACCAGUGGAUCGACCGUAUUAGAACUCCUCGAGCGUCAAAUGAGGCUCGGCAGAGGCUCAUCUCCCUCAUGUCUGGAGAGCUGCAAAGAAAAAUUGGUCUUAAAGUACUGGAGAUGGGUGGGAAUGCAGUGGUGGGCUACUUGCAGUGUUUCGACCUGGAAGGAGAGUCGGGCCUGGUGGUGCGGGCCAUAGGUACCGCCUGCACACUGGACAAACUCAGUUCUGGAAGUGCCCCCAGUACCAACACACACAUCCACCCUAAUACAGCCCCUGCUUCCAAUGCCUGCAAUUCUCCUUCUAAGGAUGGAAAGGAGCCGGUAUUUGGUGAGGACCUGCCCUCGUCCUCCGGCCCGCCUACCCCUUUCAGAGCCCUCCCCACCUCCUCUUCCUCUCCUCCCCCCUUCUCUCCCUCCAAGCCAUGCAGCCGCCAGUCCUCAUCAUCAGACACAGACCUCAGUUUGACGCCCAAGACGGGAAUGGGCAGUGGGGGCAGCGCCGGGAAGGAUGCAGGGCCCCUGAAGACUCUGCUCAGACAACAGACGCAAACAGCUCUUGAACAGAGGGGAGCGUCCUCCUCUGGGUUAUUGUUAAACGCCCGGGAGUUCCCCUUCUUCACCUUGACAUCUUUCCCACCUGGUUUUCUGGUUCAUGCGGGUGGAGUGGUUAGUGCCCGCUCUGUCAAACUACUGGACAGAAUACAUAACCCUGCCUUGGGUAACACGCGCUCUUACAAACUGCUAGACUGGAAUAGUGUCACUGCAGAUGAACCAGAAACUCGUGAUGCCUGGUGGGAAGAGAUUCGCCAGGAAAUUAAAUCUCAUGCCAAAGCUCUUGGUUGCCAUGCAGUUGUGGGAUACAGUGAAAGCACCAGCAUCUGUGAGGAGGUGUGUAUCUUGUCAGCAUCAGGCACAGCAGCUAUCCUGAAUCCUCGGUACAUGCGUGAAGGCUGUCUAGACAUCGGAAGCACCGACCACAGGUUUGAGGAGCCGUCUCCCCCAAGCUGUGGCUUUUGUCACAUCCCAUAUGACGAACUCAACAUGCCUUUUCCUGCCCAGCUCACCUACUGUUACCACUGUAGAAGACAGAAGGUUCCUGAUGUGCUUUUCACUACAAUUGACCUGCCACCAGAAGCUGCUGUCACAGGGAAAGGCUGCCUUAUUCAGGCCAGGCUAUGUCGUUUAAAAAAGAAAGCCCAGGGAGAGGUGAACGCAACAGCCAUCUCUAACCUGCUGCCUUUUAUGGAAUAUGAGCUGCACACCCAGCUGAUGAACAAACUGAAGCUGCGGAGCAUGAAUGCUCUGUUCGGCCUUCGCAUACAGAUCAGUGUGGGCGAGAAUAUGCUCCUGGGUCUGGCUUCUGCCACAGGAGUGUAUCUGACAGCCUUGCCUGCAUCAGGGGGCAUCCAAAUUGCAGGGAAGACUCCCGGUGACCUGAGCAAUGAGCACCACAUCUUGACCAUCCAGAAAAGAAUCAACGACACCAUAGCCAAGAACAAAGAGCUCUAUCAGAUAAACCCUCCGAAAUUAUUUACCCUGGACCCUGAGGUGUUCUGCAGCGUAAACAUGGAAUUGACAGAGGAAGCAGUUGGCUCUCCGAUUCCUGAACCUAGACAACGAUCCAGACUUUUCCGCUCCCACUCAGAAAGCUCAGAUGAACUGUCAGAGCUGGAUCUCUCCCAUGGCAAGAAGGAUGCUUUUGUCCUAGAGAUUGAUGACACCGAUGCUGUGGAGGACAUCCACUCCCUUCUCACUGACACCCCUCCCCCCACAGGUUUCUACAGCUGCAACACAGAGAUCAUGCCUGGGAUUUAUAACUGGACUUCAGGAGUACAGAUGUUUACAUCGGUGAGGGUCUUCAGGUUAAGUAAUGCCAAUCUUACUAACCAAGGCUUGAACAAGAUCUUCACUGACCUAUGUGAGAAUCUACUAAAGAGUUUUUAUUUCAAGUUGCGCUCUAUGAUUCCCUGCUGUCUUUGUCAUCUCAACGUCACUGUAGCAGUGCCAGAAGAAGAACUCAUUCAGGUUGCAGUGACUGCAGUUGCCAUGACGUUUGACAAGGACCAGACUCAGGAGAAGCCUGCAGAGAAAGUCAUCCAAAAAGGGAGCGGUGAGAUUGAAGAGCAGCUGCAGUUUCCCCUUGAGCUAUGCGCAGACUCAUCAUCCACCAGCACUCAGCAAUCGUCCAAAAUCUCAGGUACAGUCUCUUUACUCACCCCAGCUGCAAAACUCUGCCAUAAUCAGCUGGUUAUGGUUCGUUCAGCAGGUGUCCCAGAGACUUCCAACGUCUCAUCCAGAGCUGCCUCCGUUGAUUACGGUUCCUUUGCAGACAGAUGCAGCACCUGGCUAGAGCUGCUUAGGCUGAAAGCUCACACCAUAAGACGAGGAUCAGUUAAGACAAGUAGGAGGACACAGUCUCUAGCACACUCUGUUUCAUCUCUGGAGCGCGGCAGUCCGUUACCUGAGGGGCGUUCCCGCUCGCUGCGCUCCAACCGAUCAUUCGGAGGUAGUUCAGUCACCGUGGUGAAGAUGACGCCGUUAUCCUUCCUCCCUGGGACACGCAUCAUUAAAUACCUUGGGAUCAUCAACAUGUUCUUUAUCAGAGAAACAACAUCUCUACGUGAGGAAGGCGGUGUUAGUGGCUUCCUCCAUUCAUUUAUAGCGGAGGUGUUCGCUAUGGUUCGAGCCCAUGUAGCAGCCCUUGGUGGCAACGCGGUAGUGUCCUACAGCAUGAAAGAGUGUGUGCUGAUGGAAAAUCCAAACAAGAACCAGGCGCAGUGUCUCAUAAAUGUGAGUGGUGAUGCCGUCAUCUGUGUCAGAGAAACCGACCAGGAGCCCGUGUCCUCAUCCACAAACAUUGGACAAUCCUGUAGCAGCGGAACAGACGGGGGGGCUACAUGACACUGAAACACAAACCCUCACUCCAUCUAUAGGACACUUAAUUUGAGGAAAGACACUUUUUGGGUCUAGCCGUCCAAAUAUGAGGUUUGUAUAUCUGCCUUAUAACUUUGUAAAAUAUCCAAAGGUUUGAGUUGAAGUAAUGAAGAACCAGUACUCACACAUUUACAAGAACAUACAGUCAGCAUUAGCAGCAGUUCAGGAUGGUGUUUUUGUGUUCAGAGAGCAUUUGUGCAGAAGUUACUGACGUGGUUAUAUGGGAAUAACAUGAGUAUUUUGUAAUUUUUUUUUUGGUUAAAACAACAGCCAAAUGACCCCUGUGUAACUUUGUCAUGAAUUACAGCCGUCCAUAUUGGCUUCAGUAUGUUGGCCAUCACAGUGUGUGUAGUCGUGGGUGACACUUUAGGCAGCUUCGUCCAGCCAUAGUUCACAGGAGUCCUUAAAUUGCCACGCCAAAAGGGACAGUUUUAUACCAACAUAUGAUUUUAAACAGUCAGAUUCUCCCCCCAGUGUUAGGCUCUACUUCAUGUAGUGUUGAGAUUAAAUUCCUACCUAUCUCAGAUGAUCAGAGAAUGAGUGUGCCAGUCACAACAAGUAUUCGAACUUCGACUUGUCUUGUGCUCGAAAUCCAAAAAACUAAAACUAACAGUAUAUGUUGAUUUCUAGGCUUUUUUUUUUUUUUUUUUUUCUAAAUAUGAUUUUCUGUUUAUCUGUAUGGAUAUGUUAUGCUACUGUCAUAGUACUGAUCACAGUAUCCUAUAGAUAAUGCAGUUACUCAGAAAGUGUCAAAUGGUGAUUUCACUGAUUACGUGGGGUUAAUUACACAAAUCUAAUGUUGCGUACUUCUGUCAUCACAUUGCAGAUAUUAUAUGCACAUACUGUUUUUCUAAGUUGAGUCAGGCAUUAAAGUGAUUUAUUAAUAAAAACUAACAUUUUAUAUUAAUUCAUCCUAAAGUGAUUAAAUUAGAGCAACUUGCCUAAGUGUAAAUUUAUAAAAACAUGCCAUCAAUCGUAAACUUUUUCACUUUGGGGCCUAGCACAGGGUGUAUUUUCAUAGGUUAUUGUCUUUUUAGAUUGUUUUGACUGACUUAAAUCUAAGUGUGUUUCUUGUCGUUACUUCUUGCUCUCUGUGUCAAAUUUCACAUCCAGUUGCCAAGCUUCGUCACUGUCGCUCUGGCAUAAUAAUAAUAAUGAUCCAUCUCCUGACCUGUUCUACUCCAAACACACCUGUCCACUGCUGGAAAUGAGUAUCUUGUGGUGUAGGUGCCACCUAACAAAAAUAUAUAUAUAAAUAAAUGGUGUAAAUGUUCUCUAGAAAGAUAUUUUUAUAAACUUCAAAACUCAUUUUGCCUGUGCAAUGAAUUCCUGAUGUUUUGACUGUUGUCAGAAAUGUAAUGGUACUCUAAUCAGUUUGUGUUAUCAGCAGUUUGUACUCUGUUUCCUUUAUAUGUCUCUAAAACUUGAAUGUACAUACUUAGGGGCUUUUUUGCUUUCUGACUAGGAGCAUGCAGACCCUGUUUUUAUUGCCAUGAAUCUGUAUGCUUGCCUGGAAAGUCAAGUUGCACAAUAAAUUCUGUCAAACCAA